GGAGCUAAAGAUUGGCCGUCAGCUGCCGUUGUGUGACUACCGGAGCAGCGCUACGUAACAGCACCGGGACACUUUUGGUUUCUUUUUUUUUUUUUCUUCUUCUUCUUCUCAGGUUUAGGGUUUGGUCGCAGCUCGUUGGAACAGUAAGAGUAGGCGACACAGGGUUGGGACCAAGUUUAUUCAGUCGGAUCUAAUUUAUUUUUCAUUUCUUUGUGAGCGUGUUGCGCUCUUUGUUGAAACCAUGAUGUGGUUGCUCUUCAGCUGCUUGCUGGCGUGCACAGGAAAGCUUGUGAGCGGCUCCUGUCCACUGUUAGAAAUGAGCCCUCCUAGAGUUGUGGUGAGAUUUGGAGACUCUUUAUCAGCCAACUGCACUUCAUCAUCUCACCAGACAGAGGGAAUGGGCUGGGAGUCUCCAUAUGGAGGAGUGGACCUUACCCCGGGUGUCUCUUCUCUUCCCUUUAAAAUGAACUCUGUGCCAGACUGGGUGAUAGAACCAAUGUGUUAUGUGAAUCUCCUUGAUGGUGAGCAGUGUGUAAAAACGUUACCAGUGACUGUUUACAAAAUGCCAGACAGUGUGUCUUUGAAGCAUUUCAAUAGCAUGGUGGAAGGCCAACAGUAUUCCAUACAGUGUGACAUUGUUAAUGUGGCACCAGCAAGAAAUCUCUAUGUGCUUUGGCACAAAGGAAAUAAGGUCUUGCUUUCUCAGAAUUUUGAUGAGUCUCGUCCAUCUCCGGUCAAUAAGUCAUCUGUCUUCAAUGUGACUGCUCAUAGAGACAAUGAUGGAACUGAGAUCUGGUGUGAAGCAAAGCUAAACUUGUGGCCAGAAAAACAAGGUCCUCCCAUGAUGAGUUCAGAGCCACAUAAAGUGACUGUACUCUACCCACCGACCUUCUUCGAGCCUGCAAAUAAGACUCUGGAAUUUUCACGUGGUAAAAAUAUGACUUUAAACUGCACAGCAAGAGGAAAUCCUCUGCCAUCGUACCGCUGGCAAUUCCCAAACUUCACAAAAGUGUGGCUCAAGAGUCAAGAUGAGAAUCGACCCAUUUUGUCCCGACCAUUUGAGCUUCCAGGGGUCUAUACCUGCACAGCCUCAAACAGUCAGGCCACAGUGACCAAAUAUUUCACUGUCAGCGAAGCUCCAAGGGAUCGAACAACAUUUGGAGUCAUAGUGGGAGUGUGUGUGACCCUUGGAGUCCUGCUCUUCAUUGCUGGUGUAUAUUUUGUGACACCUAAUGGUACAUUCUCUUGCAACAAAGGCGGCUAUCAGCGAGGAACUCCCUCAGGGCCAGUAUAAGGCAGACUUUUUUAAAAUUCAAAUUUGAAUGGCUAUUAUUUUUUUAAUUAUCUUGUUUGGUGCUUGGAGAAAAAUUCAGUCACAUAUCUCUUGAUGGUUGAGGGACAUGUCUGCUCUGCAUGCUCAGUGGGUAUUCUGCUCAUGUGUCAAAGCUGUUGCUUUAAAAAAAAAAAUGCAUUAUCUCAUCAUCUUUCUCUAAAACUCAACUAACCAAGAUUGCUCUCCUAACCAUCAUUUACAGUACAGUGUGUUUAAAGUGUGUUUAAAUGCACUGCAGUAGCCUUAGGAGUGUAAGAGUGUGGAGAAAUGCAACAGAUAAAAAAAUUAGAUUUCAUCUUUGUUUUAAUACGGAAACAUGACUCACUCCUUCCUGGGAUUUUUUUGGACACCUUUUUUCUCACACGUACUUUCUGUUUCAGUUUUAAUCAAGCUGGAUCAGAUCUUUGUGCAUGUGUGUCAUCCUCCAGUCAAAGAAAUGCUUUCCUUUUUUGACAUCUGUGUCGUGCACAUUUGCACAUGUCAAGAUGGUUACUGGAGUGCAUAUAAACACAUUUAAUGAAUUAAGCAGGUGUUGGACUGGGGGGGGGGGGUUAACACCUCUUCUUCUAGCUCAUUGUUUUGCUUCUAUGGCUUGCUCAUUUACUGUAGUGUUUGGUCUGAGUUGAACAUCAGCAGCAGCAAAGCUUUGUUGAACCCACCAUAUCAUGUCCAUGUGACACAAAAUGAAGACAAAAUUAGCAGCCCGGAGAAGAGCUACACAUUUAUUAGGUCCGCAAUCGUAUGGUGGAGGCUGAAACAGAGCUGGAAGGAGAACGUAUUUUGGACAUAUUUGGAGUAAUACAUUGAUAUGACUUCAUAUGGACAGUAAAGUGGAUUUUUCAGCUUUUUGUGGGGCUCUUUCUGCUUUGGGUGUUUGUCUUGUAAUUAUGGAAGAAAUACUUUGUUUUAUUAUUCGUGUUAUUUUGUCACUGGUACUAUUUAACAACAGUAGUUGCCUCAUUUGAAUUGUGGACCUCCUGCAUUUUUUUUUAAUUCAUCAGGAAAUACAUCAGAGGUUUGCACAUAAUGCCACAUUUUAAAGGCACAAAUAGCCAUUCUGUGUUAUAUUUUUAACUGUUCAUUUUGUUUCUACUCAUUUUUACAUGCUUAGCAGGUACUUCACACCUCCGGUAAUUACUUGAGAGCACUCUGGAUUCUGAAAUGGUGUAUAAUGUUGGUAAUUAUUUUUUUUAGUAUUCGUUUUUGGGAUAUGCAUAAAUUAUUCAUAUAUUGUCUUUUUCAUUUUUUUUUUUUUGUAAAGUUUGAUUUCUGUAAGCACUGGUAAUCCUUUUGGAUUGUCUCAUAAUUUUUGCACUGAAUAGUCUGACAGUUUGUUACAGUAUGUGAUGUGCCAGCUUUUCAUGCUCUACAACAAUUGGUUGUUUUAUUUAGCCUACAGUUUGUCACAGUUUGUCUAAUGUGCUCAUGAAAUGUGUUUAAAAAGUAAAUGUGUGUGUUUAUGAAUGAUGAAUUAAACAAGUGAGAGAGUUGACUCUAAAGAGGCUUCAUUAUGAAGCCCCCCUUUCUGUGACAUCCUUAUGCAGAAUACUGAAUGCCGGGCAAAGUCAAACCAGUGUCUCCCUGCUUCUUUUUGGCAAUCCCUUGGAUCUUUCUGGCUCUCUCUACAUUUUACAGUGUUCAGUCUGCCAUACUAAUUAGUUCGCAACAAAGUGAACGUAAAGAAGAGAAUUUGUGAUCCAGCCUAGUGUUGCCGGUAAAACCUUAUUUCUUAUGAAACCAUGUACUUUCUCUGUCAUCCCCACUAAAGCUUGUACCAGAAAAUGCUGUGUUUGUGUAUACUCUGUGUUACCCUAACAACCGGGCAGAGCUGCUACUGCUCAAUUAGUCAUGGUUUUUCAAAACAAAACGAAACAAAAAAGUUUUUUUUUUUUAUGAGCAAAUAAGUGUGCAAGGUUGAGAGGAAGAGCAUAUUCAAAGUUGCAAGUAAACUGAGCUCAUGCUGUAAUGUAUAAGUUGAGAUUCUCAGCUGUGCUCUCCAUAAAUACACCAUUGAGCAUCUGAUUACUUGCUCUCCUGCGCUGCAUUUGUGGUCAGAGCUGAUAGGCUGUGUAGCAUUCUGGUCACAGUUGGGAGUCUUACAAGCUACGUCCUGCACAAGACCAGAGUUGCUGCCUGCUGGGAUUUCACAAAGCAUGGAGGUCAAAAGCAAUAGGAGGCAAGCAUGCAGGACAAGGGAAAACAAAAGUU
Archocentrus centrarchus (flier cichlid) is the source of this 3541-nucleotide messenger RNA. RefSeq names its product intercellular adhesion molecule 1-like. The record is from RefSeq and is a predicted model, not a curated record. Gene Ontology annotation, molecular function: integrin binding. Gene Ontology annotation, biological process: cell-cell adhesion. The transcript has 5 exons. Gene Ontology annotation, cellular component: membrane. Bases 242 to 1294 code for a protein of 350 amino acids. NCBI's taxonomy places the organism in Eukaryota, Metazoa, Chordata, Actinopteri, Cichliformes, Cichlidae.